Amborella trichopoda is the source of this 1335-nucleotide messenger RNA. Its product is annotated as cell division control protein 2 homolog A. Gene Ontology annotation, molecular function: cyclin-dependent protein serine/threonine kinase activity; ATP binding; cyclin binding. Gene Ontology annotation, cellular component: nucleus; cyclin-dependent protein kinase holoenzyme complex; cytoplasm. The record is from RefSeq and is a predicted model, not a curated record. Gene Ontology annotation, biological process: protein phosphorylation; regulation of G2/M transition of mitotic cell cycle; signal transduction. Lineage: Eukaryota; Viridiplantae; Streptophyta; Magnoliopsida; Amborellales; Amborellaceae.
CAGAGAUUGACUCACAGCGCAAGCACGAGAAGCGCGCAGGAAAAGAUACUUAAAAAACAUAACCAAAUAAAGGGCUCUGCUUCUUCGCUCCAAAUUCUCCCGCCUUAAUUCCACGUUAUUGGGAAAUGAGUGGCAUUUAAGACUUUUGCUCAGAUAGGCCUUGUUUUCUGCCUCGUGUGAGCCCUAAUUUUGACACUGCAUUUUUGCUUUUGGAUCGCAGGGGGGAGGGUUGAAUGGACCAGUGUGACUCUUUGCAGUAUGAGAAGGUUGAGAAGAUCGGAGAAGGGACUUAUGGAGUGGUUUAUAAGGCUCGCGAUCGUGUGACCAAUGAGACUAUCGCGCUUAAAAAGAUCAGGCUUGAGCAGGAGGAUGAGGGUGUUCCUAGCACAGCAAUUAGAGAGAUAUCUCUCCUGAAGGAAAUGCAGCAUGGAAAUAUAGUGAGAUUGCAAGAUGUAGUGCACAGUGAGAAGCGAUUGUAUCUGGUUUUUGAGUAUCUGGAUCUGGACUUGAAAAAGCAUAUGGAUUCUUCUCCGGAUUUUUCCAAGGAUCCACGCGUAAUAAAAAUGUUUUUGUAUCAAAUUCUUCGUGGGAUUGCAUACUGCCAUUCUCAUAGGGUUCUUCACCGUGAUCUAAAACCUCAAAAUUUGCUAAUAGAUCGUCGUACCAAUGCAUUGAAGCUUGCAGACUUUGGAUUGGCUAGAGCAUUUGGUAUUCCAGUCCGGACGUUUACUCAUGAGGUGGUAACACUGUGGUACAGGGCCCCUGAGAUUCUCCUUGGUUCACGGCAUUACUCAACCCCUGUUGAUGUAUGGUCAGUGGGGUGUAUCUUUGCUGAGAUGGUAAAUCAGCGUCCAUUGUUUCCUGGUGACUCGGAGAUUGAUGAACUGUUUAAGAUAUUCAGGAUCCUAGGCACUCCAAACGAAGAAACUUGGCCAGGUGUGAAUUCUUUACCAGACUUCAAGUCAUCCUUUCCGAAGUGGCCCCCGAAGGACCUUGCAAGUGUUGUUCCAAAUCUUGAACCAACCGGGAUCAAUCUUCUUUCGAAAAUGCUGUACUUGGAACCAAGUAGAAGGAUCACAGCUCGGAGUGCCCUUGAGCACGAAUACUUCAAGGAUGUGGAAUUUGUGCCUUGACUGCCUUUUUUGUGUAUAUAGUUUGGUUCAAACAAAAUGGACAGUGGUGUGGGUUUGUAAUCUGUACAAGUUGGGUAUGUGGAACCAAUGUGAGUGAUUGUUUUUCUUCUUUUUGUUUCAAGGUUUUGGUUUUGUCAUGUGUUAUUGGAUCAAAUUCUAGAAUGAUGAUUGGGUUUGCCUCGAUUUCUAAUUUUUACGACAA